This is a messenger RNA of Cuscuta epithymum, 2684 nucleotides long. NCBI's taxonomy places the organism in Eukaryota, Viridiplantae, Streptophyta, Magnoliopsida, Solanales, Convolvulaceae. The record is from the annotation of a GenBank genome assembly.
GUUUAUAUGUACGCAAUUGUAUCUCCCUCAUUUAGGUUCAAUUAAUUCUGUAAACUUUCUUUUACGGGAUCGCCACUGCUGAGGUGAGCUGAAACAAAGAUCACUUCCAACCUAUCUAUUACAAGCUCAUUAUCUCUUCUUCAGUGCACAACCAUGACCAAUCUCCUCCACUUCGAGUGUAACAGUUUAUCCACAACUCUGCUCUUCAUUCAAGGUGAACUUGCGACCACAACUACCCUAAGUGAAGAAGAGUGUGAAGAUACCAUGAUUGAGAAGGGCAAUGUACCAAAAGUAGGAAUGGAUUUUAAGAGUGCUAAGGAAGUGUGGAAAUUUUAUAGGAGCUAUGUUGCUGCAGUGGGGUUUCCUAUUAGGAAAAGAACUUCAAGGAAAGGUGAUACUAGAUCACUGAAAUAUGUGACCUAUGCAUGUAGUCGUGAAGGUGGUCGAUGUUAUGCCACAACAUGUUCGUUAAAUCCACAACCUACAAUUCAAACAGAUUGUAAGGAAAGGUUGAGUGCGAAAGAAGAUUUUUUAGGGACACGGCAAAUCACUAAAGUACAUCUUGAACACAAUCAUACAACGAGUCCAUCAAAAGCUAGAUUAUACCGAUGUAACCGACAUUUAAAUCAACACGUGAAAAGAAAACUUGAGGUGAAUGACAUUGCGGGGAUUCCGUUACAUAAGAGUUUUAAUUCCACAGUAGUUGAAGUUGGUGACUAUUCAGCCAUGACUUUUACUGAAAAGGAUUGUCAUAACUAUGUAGAGAAAGUUCAACGAUUGAGACUCAGAGAAGGAGAUGCGGCAGCAAUACUAGCAUACUUUGCGAAGAUGGAAGCAAGUUGUCUUGGUUUCUUUUUCAUUGUGGACCUAGAUGAAGAUUUUAGAUUAAAGAAUGUCUUUUAGGCUGAUAGCAGAUGUAGAGAAGCGUAUAAAGAAUUUGGUGAUGAAGUGACAUUUGAUACUACAUAUUUAACUAAUAAGUAUGAUAUUCCAUUUGCUCCCUUUGUUGGUGUAAAUCACCAUGGACAAUCAAUAUUGCUUGGAUGUGGCUUAAUCUCCAAUGAGGAUACAGAGACUUUCAUUUGGUUAUUCCAAACUUGGCUCCAAUGCAUGGAUUCUAAACCUCCCAUGGGUAUCAUAACUGAUCAGGAUCGUGCCAUACAAAAUGUUAUUCAACUCGUUUUCCCGCACACAAGGCAUAGGUAGUGUUUGUGGCAUAUAAUGAAGAAAUUACCCGAAAAGUUUGGAGGUUUCGAUGAAAAGGAUGAAAUAUGUGCAUGUUUGCACAAUGCGGUGUAUGACUCGUAUAGUGAAGAAGAAUUUGAAACUACUUGGAGUGGAAUGAUCGAGCCGUACAACUUAAGUGAAAACGACUGGUUAUGUGGAUUGUAUGAUGAGAGACAUCGUUGGGUACCUUGUUACUUGAAAACAAUGUUUUGGGCAGGAAUGUCCACAACACAAAGGAGUGAGACCAUUAACGCGUUUUUUGAUGGAUAUGUGCAUUCAAAGACAUCUCUAAAGCAAUUUGUUGAGCAAUAUGAGCGUGCACUGAGAGAUAAGGCAGAGAAAGAAUUUACGGCAGAUUUCAAAUCUUUUUCAAAAAUGGUUCCAUGUGCGACAAAUUUGAAAUGGAAAAGCAGUUCCAGAAUGUGUAUACCAUAAAGAAGUUCAAAGAGUUCCAGAGAGAAUUGACAGGGAAGCUUUAUUGUGAAGUUGAUUUCAUUGAGAUGAUAAUUACAAGAAUGUUCUAUGAGGUGCGUGAGUAUCUUGUGUUAGGUGAUACAAUGCACAGGAAAGUGUUUAAGGUAAUUCUUGAAAAAGAAAACAAUGCUAUUGUUUGCCAUUGCCACUUAUUUGAGUUUAGAGGGAUAUUGUGUAGACAUGAUGUUACUGUUUUAAUCCGGGAGGGUACAACAACAAUCCCAGAUAGGUAUAUUUUGAAGAGGUGGAGAAACGAUGUCUUCAGACCCUAUACACGGUUGAAGAUUAACUAUAAUGGAUGGGUAUCUGUUCCAGGUCAAUUACAAUAUGAAAAAUUGUGCCAUAAGUUUUCAGAAAUAGCCCACAUUGUGGUAGGUGAUGAAUCACUAGAGAGGGUCACAUUUGAGUGGCUUAAUUCAUAUCAGAAGAGUUUGAUACCGCACUCAAACAGUGGUACUAACAAAACAGAUUCAAGGUGCCAAAGCGUUGAUAGAGUGUUUGGUGUCCUCAUCAAGGAUCCAAAAUGCACAAGACGUAAGGGUGCCCCAAAGAAGCUGCGAAAAAAGAGUCUUAGAAUCCGGAUAAAAAAAGAAGGAGGCAAAGGUGAAGAAGGGGCCCCAAAGAAGCUGCGAAAAAAGAGUCUUAGAAUCCGGAUAAAAAAAGAAGGAGGCAAAGGUGAAGAAGGGGAAGAAUUGUCUAGCUAAAGGUCAAGGUUCCAAUGCAAACGGAGUGCUGCUGUCCAGUUUGUUGUUGUAGUUUGCUGACAUAAUGGUGUCCUUUUUGUUGUUGUACUAUGUUCACAAAAUGAUGCCUUUUUGCUGUUGUUGUUCACAGAAUGUUUCUUUUUCCUGCACUUAGUGGAGAAUUAUUUUUUGCAAUGUUCAAUUACUUAAUUAAUGUAAUGUGUUUUCAGAAUAUUGCCCCACCCAUGCAUAAUUAUGCCGACAUGAGCAUUGAUGUAGUUGAGACAUGUGCAAUUCGCG